Molecule: messenger RNA, 5271 nt
Organism: Heteronotia binoei (common prickly gecko)
Lineage: Eukaryota; Metazoa; Chordata; Lepidosauria; Squamata; Gekkonidae
Gene: KLF11
Product: KLF transcription factor 11
Exons: 4
Coding region: 19-1758 (579 amino acids)
Biological process (GO): regulation of transcription by RNA polymerase II
Molecular function (GO): RNA polymerase II cis-regulatory region sequence-specific DNA binding; DNA-binding transcription factor activity, RNA polymerase II-specific
Source: RefSeq, a predicted model, not a curated record
CUCCAGCUGCCUCGCUGGAUGGAGUGUUUUGGUGUGUUUCCUUCUGUGUUUUGGCUGCUCGCCUCCUCUUCCAAAGGGAGGUGUGGGAGGAAAGAGGGAGAUAAAGGGAGGGCGGAGGAGGAGGCGGUUCUGGCGCUUGUUGGCUUUGUCACAUCGCGGCUGCCUGCGAGAGCUUUCAGCAUGCAUCCCUCGCCUUGCGCCGACGAGAUGGGAGAUGCCCCCGCGGUUGACAUUGUGGACAUCUAUGAAUCCAUACGUGAGCGGCAGCGUCAUGAUAGUGAAAGGUCUACCUGUAGUGCUUUGGAACAGAAUGACAUUGAAGCUGUUGAGGCACUUGUUUGUAUGAGUUCCUGGGGUCAAAGAUCACAGAAAGGUGACCUAUUAAAGAUAAGACCUCUUACACCUGUGUCAGAUUCAGGCGACUUUACAAUGCACACUGAGCCUACAUCUGAGCUGCCCAAGGAUUAUAACUUCUUAUCCACAUUGUGUAUGACUCCACCGUACAGUCCAGAUUUUGCUGAGCCAUCCAUCUCAGCACUGCUCUCUUCCCAAGUCACUUAUUCAAAAUCGAGGACCAUAAUGGCUAAUUCACCUGCCUGCCUCAGCACUCCUCCUGGCUGUGCUCCUGCUGCAGCCCAGCCACUUGCCCUGAAUUUGGAGAGGCAGUCCAGCCAGAAGCCAGCAAGGGCUGACCAACCUGUUCCUCAGCUCUGCAGGGCCAUGGCGACCAGCGUGAUCCGUCACACGGGGGACAGUUUUGCUUACUCACGCAUUUCUGCCACACAAGGGAAAGCAGAAACAAUAUCAGGCGACAGCAGUUCUGGAGAUCGGCAUGAAACACAAGACCAGAGACAUCGAAAAGUCUUACAGGAUUCUGAUGCUGCCGACACCUUAAUUUAUCACCCUUCAUCAGUAAAUGAACCUUGUUUGCACAGGUCAGGUUGUAACACUGCAGAAAAAGGACAGGAAAUGCCGCAGACUUCUAUCCCAAAGAACUGUGAGAAGGACGCACUGCAAAAGAGCACCCCUCUUUUGUCUACUCCACUUUCAAAUCCCCCAAUGAUCUGCCAAAUGAUCCCCUUGAACGGACAAAGAGGUAUGGUUCCUGCCUUUCUAAAGCCCUCUACUCAGAUGGCAGCAGCGGUCAAGCCCAUCUUACCCCACACAGCCCCAAUUUCCCAGCCUCUUCUAAUGGGACCUUCUAUGCCUCAGGGGACUGUUAUGUUGGUUCUUCCACAGGCGGCCGUUGCUCAGGCACCACCGUGUCCACAGACUGUGUUGUCUGUUGGAAACACCAAACUCCUACCCCUGGCUCCUGCUCCAGUUUUCAUUGCCUCAGGUCAAAGCAGCGCACCUUUAGUAGACUUUUCUCGCCGGAGAAAUUAUAUUUGCAACUUUCCUGGCUGCAGGAAAACCUACUUCAAAAGCUCUCAUCUCAAAGCCCACCUCCGUACUCAUACUGGAGAAAAACCUUUCACUUGUAGCUGGGAAGGCUGUGAUAAAAAGUUUGCCCGCUCCGAUGAACUUUCUCGGCACCGCAGAACCCACACAGGGGAGAAGAAAUUUGCUUGUCCCGUCUGCGACCGCCGCUUCAUGCGCAGUGAUCACUUGACAAAACAUGCCCGCCGUCACAUGACCACAAAGAAGGUACCCAGCUGGCAGACGGAGGUUGGCAAACUGAACAGAAUUGCAACAGUGGAGAAACCUAGAGGCGAGGGCACUUUGAGCAUGCUCCUGCCUAUGUUGUCUUCAGGUUAAUAGGCCUGUUUUUGGAAAAAUAGACAUUCAAGACUCAAGUUGGAUAGCUCAAAAGCAGCUUUGACUGAUUUCCUAAUGUCUAUUAAUGGUUGUUUUAUUUUGUAUUGGGGAGGGGAAACACUGUAAUGUUUUCUAUUCUCUACCUGUUCUCCGCCCCCCCUCUUUAGUUUAUGUCCUAUUUAAUUGUUGAGGACAUCCCUUCCUUUUGUUGUCCUUUUCUUUUGUACCAAGCUUUAGAGCAGUCACCAGCACUUCAGGAAAGCAAAACUUUUUGGGGAAGGAUGUUGGCAAUGGACUUUAAAAAAACAACCACUUUAUCUUCAUUUGAGUAACAGUGGUUAAUGAAAAGUGAAACAGGGUGGUUUUUUAAAAAAAAACAAUUUUGAAAAUACAAGAUAUUUUGUAUUUGUCCAGCUGCAACCUGGUUUCACAAUCACCAUUUGACAAGAGUGAUAUAGAUGGUCAGGCUCACUGUGGGAAAACUGCUUUUUUUUUUUUUUUGCUGAACCAAUUGAAUAGUGAUGAUCUCACUAUGACUGAACUGCAAGUCUAGCACCUGAAUCUGCCUUUGGAUGCCUGCCCUGUGAUAGUUUAAGGCAGAGCCAUUGGUUCCCUUGACCAGAGAGAAGGUGUGGUAGGGAUUGUAUGAAUGAUGAAUACAUGAGGCUUCCUCAGGACCAAUUUAAAUUUGACACAGACUGCAUGUGCAGCUCAGCUGUCAGGGUAUUACCCACAUGGUCACUCCAUACAGCCAGCAUCCCAUUCCAAAACUUGUGGCAUGCGCAUAAAAACAAUACCCAAAAGACUGUUGGCGUAUGUCCAUUAGCAUAGAUGGAAAGAACCUUUUAAAUGUGACAACAGCUGUAUGAUGCUCGUACAUAAGGUAUGUCUUGUGGUAAAGUUACAUGCAGCCACCCACCGUGUUCUCUAAACCAGCUUUAGAAGAUUAAGGGCCAGUCUGGAUGAUGUCAUCCCCAAGGGGCAUGCCUCCAUUUUGUAGAGCCUUGGAAUGCCUUUAAAGAGUGCUGCAGGGCCCCAAUUCUGAUAGGAACAGCCAUGGUGCAGCAGGAGGCAGGGGCACACUUUUUUGACAUCAAACAAGUGGCACACUGCAGUGGUCCCAGUCAAAGUUGGACCCCUGCAGCAGUCUUCAAAAGACAUUCUGGGACUCUACAAAGUGAGGUGUGAACCCAGGGGUGGCAUCUCAUCUAGUCUGACCCUCUGAUUCCAAGGCUUUGGUUGCAUUUUGCAGGUCUUAACUGGAUAGGUAUAAUGCAUCAGAUUACUGAGAUGAUAAUUUGUUUUUUGUUUUGAACAAAGGAAUGACUUGUAACUUGGAAGUGCCUUCUAAUCUUAGCUCAGUGCAGAUACCUUUAAGAAGGUUAGUGUCUGUCACAAAUACCUAGAGCACAGUCCUGCUCAACAGUUUUAUAUCCCAACAGGAUAAUGGAAUAUAUGCAUAAAUCUCUCCUUUAGAUAUACAAAACAGGGUGUAAAAGUGUUCAAGUUUGGCAGAACUGUGCCCUCAGACAGUAGCAAAAAUGUAAAGAAGGUUAAAUGAAAAAAACCCAGCUAUAUAAUGAGUGAUCAUAAUGACCUAUAUAAAGGGGAGGUGACUUAAUAAAACUUUCAUUAUGACACACAAACUAACUGGAGAUUCGUCAGUAUACUGUCACAGAGGGUUGAAAUAAUUGCCAUCUUGAAUAUUCUAUGGGAGAUGAGCAAUGCAAAAUGAGACAUUUACACCCUUGGAAUAACUCUGCAUAGGAUUGCACUGCUAGUCAGCUGGUGCUCUUUCUGUAACACUUUGCUUUAAAAUGAGAGUGGUUUAUAAUGCUUGUAAAACUCUGCAAGCCCCAGUAAUAACCUGUUCUAGAACAGCAGUUUAUCUCUCUUGGAAGGGGCCAGUUUAUCUCUCUUGGAAGGGGCCCCAAAAGUCCUUAGCUUUCAAAGAAAACCAAUUUAUAUCUUACUAUGAUAUAACGUGUGAUUUUUCUGCAUUGUAAAAUGAAAUGCAAGACUAGUAAUUUUUGUAGGGCUGAUGUUUCUUAUCUGUUUUUAGGGAAGCAUGAAUUGUGGGAUACACGGACCACUGAGCUACCCUCUCAAAUAAUCACUAAAAUUUUACAUACAUAUUUUUGAUCAGGAUGGAAAAAAAGUCUUAAUGAUGUGAAAGGUGUGUGUACAUGUGCCUGCCUAAAACAUCUGAUUUUUCAUUAGCAUUUAAAAUUAAAUAGAGCUCUAAUUAAUUGUUGUAUCAGACCAUUAUUAAGCCAAAAUUGCAUUCAUGUACUUUCUUGGUGUUCAUCUGAGACAAUGAGAGUUGAAUGACAAUACAUUGGGAUAUAAAUGGUAGAAUCAUAACAUGGAAGCUAAGAUUCUUAAAGCUUACACUAGCAUAACUGUCAUCAGAUCUAGAAUAAUGCUAGGCAAAGGUGGUGUUUAGGCUUGCUGGUGUUUUUACUGGCCUUGCUGCUGUGCCUCUGACAGCAGUUUUUUAUCUGCAGAGGUUUGGGAAGAGAAUCUUACCCAGUCACUUUAUCUUCAUGCUUUACUUUCUUGCCAAGAAAAAAUAAUUGGUGGCUCUACUGGUGUAAUAUCACGAGUUUGUGAAUUUGCAAUGAUAAGUAUGCCUGUCCUAAGCGUGUAUCUGCUGGUCCACUUAUUCUUGAGUGUGAAAGGCCUCAUUUUCACUAAACAACCAUCUUCUCUCCUUUUUUUAAAAAAAAGGUAAUUAUCAUGGGUGUAUCAAUUAAGCGUUGUCGUAAGUUGUUAGAAUCUUGGCAUGUAUUUCUGUUUCAUGUAUUAUAAAUGGGAUUCCUUUGAAAGAAUGUUCAGCCAGGCUGUGUACCUUGUGCCCACCAAGCCUAGUGCAGCCAUGAGCCAUGGGUUGUGGCCCAUCAGGUCUUUUGCAGACCAUCCUGCUUUAGCAGUCUCCAGCAGGCAGCCAAACCAGGCAGCCUCCUGAGCCCCUGGUUGGCUGGUGGGCCUGAAAUUAUGCAAGUUUGAGUUAAAGGCUAUAAAAAUGGCACCUUGGUAUAUGCAUAUUUCCUUUACUUCUAUUUAUAUAAAAUUCUUCAAAUUUGAUAGUUUAAGAACCAGCACAACUAUGGGAUCACUCAAACAGAACAAGUCAGUGGUCAUAAUGAUUUUCCAUUUUAUGCUCAGUUAAUUGAAAAUAAUAAGAGUGACACUUGUUCAGUGCUGAGUGGCACUAAAGAACUUUGAGGAGGUAAAUGUAAAUGGCACAAAUGUGGUGUGUAUAACCAGAUUUAAACAGCAUAGUCAGACUGGAGCCACUGUCCCUGCUUUUGUCCCCCACUGUGCAGUAUGCAGGUCACAAUACACUGUUGCAAAGAAGUUACCUGAAAUCAACAGAUUUCCUUUGUGUACUUGAGAGCCAGAUGUCACUGUUUCCCAAAAGUGUCCUGAUUAUUAGCUAUCUCUGAUUUUAAGACUAUGGAAAACUAUGUUCAGUGUAGUAAAUAUAUUGUGCCUAAUAUUUUAUAUAAA